Molecule: messenger RNA, 1380 nt
Organism: Aspergillus glaucus CBS 516.65
Lineage: Eukaryota; Fungi; Ascomycota; Eurotiomycetes; Eurotiales; Aspergillaceae
Exons: 3
Coding region: 1-1380 (459 amino acids)
Molecular function (GO): NADP binding; N,N-dimethylaniline monooxygenase activity; flavin adenine dinucleotide binding
Source: RefSeq, a predicted model, not a curated record
AUGGUUGGCGUGCACGUUAAACGGGUAGCCGUCAUCGGCGCCGGCCCGGCAGGGGCCAUUGCGGUGGACGCGCUGGCACAAGAAAAGGCUUUCGACAUUAUCCGUGUGUUCGAGCGCCGCGAGGCCCCAGGGGGCUGCUGGAUUGGCGACUCGGCCCAGCCUCCAACGCUCUCUGAUUUCGCAUCUUUGGCCACGAGAACUGCUGAUUCCCCAUUACCUAUUCCUGAGAAACUGCCCGCGCAGACGCCGAAGUCCGACCAACCUCGAUUUUCUGAGUCGUCCGUUUACCCGUACCUGGAAACAAAUAUCGACUGUUUGCCCAUGCAGUUCAGCCAGGAACCUAUUCCGGAGGAGCGGAGCGAGCUCUCUAUAUCGCGCCACGGACCCGAGACCCCUUUCCGCAGGUGGGACGUGGUUCAGAGAUACGUCAAGGGUCUCGUGGAGCGCCGGGGCUACAGCGACUGGGUUUCAUACAAUACUACAGUGGAGCGGGUCGAGAAGGUGGGAGCGGAGUGGAAAGUAACACUCCGAAAGGAUGGACAGCAGAGUGACUACUGGUGGGUUGAGUGGUUUGAUGCCGUUGUCGUGGCGAAUGGGCACUACUGGGUACCAUACAUACCCUCAAUAGAAGGCCUAGAGGAAUUCGAGAAGGCGAGACCGGGAAGCGUGCUUCACACGGCCGACAUCGCAUUCGAUCUUGCGGAAGUAGCAAAGGCUCCAGUCCAUGCAAUCACAAUUGGACAUGGAGCUAAUGGGUACUUUGGCGACGAAGCGUUUAACAACCCGAAGAUACAGAAUCAUCCAUCAAUAGAACGGGUUUCGAACAGGACCGUGCACCUGGUAGAUGGUAACAGCAUCACGGAUGUUGACCAUAUCAUCUUCGGCACAGGCUACAGCUGGACACUGCCAUUUCUACCACAAGUUCCAGUUCGCAACAACCGGGUCCCUGAACUGUACCAGCAUGUUGUUUGGCAAAAAGACCCGACACUCUUGUUUAUCGGUGCCGUCGCGGCUGGUCUGACAUUCAAGGUAUUCGAAUGGCAAUCGGUUCUUGCCGCACGACUGCUUGCCGGCCGGGCCACUCUGCCACCCCUGGACGAGAUGAGGAGAUGGGAAGCAGAGCGCGUGAAGGUUCGGGGUGAUGGCGUGAAAUUCACACUGCUCUUCCCGAAUUUUGAAGACUACUUUGAGACAGUGAGACGACUAGCCGGCGAGGGAGAAGAGGGUAAAGGUCGCAAGCUGCCUAAAUUUCGCCGCGAGUGGGUGAGGGCAUUCCUUGACGGACAUGAUCGCCGCAAGAAUAUGUGGAAGAAGUUGAAUGAGAAUUCUCGGGCUGCUUUGAGGAAUACUGAGGCUAUCCAGAAGCGAUCUAAGCUUUGA